Pseudoliparis swirei is the source of this 3506-nucleotide messenger RNA. Its product is annotated as inactive dipeptidyl peptidase 10-like. Bases 189 to 2588 code for a protein of 799 amino acids. Gene Ontology annotation, molecular function: serine-type peptidase activity; dipeptidyl-peptidase activity. The record is from RefSeq and is a predicted model, not a curated record. NCBI's taxonomy places the organism in Eukaryota, Metazoa, Chordata, Actinopteri, Perciformes, Liparidae. The transcript is spliced from 26 exons. Gene Ontology annotation, biological process: proteolysis.
CGCCGCAUCCUCCUCUCCUCUAUCCUCCUCUCCUCCUGUCCUCCUCUCCUCCUUCCUUCGUCCUCCGUCCUCCUGACUUUUUUUGUCUUUUCGCGGAAGAAAACGGGGUAUCUGGGAGAAUUUAUUUUUCCUUUUUUUUUUUGUUCCCUCGGAUUCAGCCAAGUUUGUAAUCCCGCGCGGAGUUUACGAUGACGGCCACCAAGAAGCUGCCGACCCCGCGGCCGAGCCAGAGCCAGCAGCAGGACGAGGACCUGGGUGGGGGGAGUCCUUCUCAGAGGAACUGGAAAGGGAUUGCCAUCGCUCUGCUGGUCAUCUUGGUGGUCUGCUCCCUCAUCACCAUGUCGGUCAUCCUCCUCACACCAGCUGACAGCCAAGCUUGGAGCAACACCAAGCUGACCGUGGAGGAUCUCUUCAAACCCGAGUUCAAGGUCCACGACCCGGAGGCCAAGUGGAUCAAUGACUCCGAAGUCAUCUACAGAAACAGUGACGGCCACGUCAUCAAGUUCAACAUCCUUAAAAACGAAACAGAGAUUGUCCUGACCAACUCUAUAUUUGUCAAUUUCAACGUGGCCAAGUAUUCCGUCUCCCCCGAUCUGAAAUACGUUCUCUUCGCUUAUGACGUGAAACAGGUGUACCGUCACUCCUCCAUGGCCUCCUACAGUAUCUAUAAUCUUAACACACGGGAGGUUUGGGAGCUGGACCCUCCUGAGGUGGUGAACUCGGUCCUGCAGUACGCCGCCUGGGGAGUGCAAGGCCAACAACUGAUCUACAUAUUUGAAAACAACAUCUACUACCAAUCGGACGUCAAGAGCAACUCCCUCCGGCUCACGUCCUCCGGGAAGGAAGGCAUCGUCUUCAACGGGAUCGCUGACUGGCUCUACGAAGAGGAGAUCCUCCAGACCCACGUGGCCCACUGGUGGUCACCUGACGGAGAGAGGUUGGCCUUCCUGGUCCUCAAUGACAGCCUGGUGCCCAACAUGGCUUUACCUCGCUUCACCGGCGUGACUUACCCCAAAGGGAAGCAAUACCCGUACCCCAAGGCGGGCCAACCCAACCCGGCGGUGAAGCUCUACGUGGUCAACCUGUACGGGCCGACGCACACGCUGGAGCUCAUGCCUCCGGAGACGCUCAAGCUACGUGAACAUUAUGUGACCAUGGUGAAAUGGAUCAGCAGGACCAAGACAUCGGUCCGGUGGUUGAACCGGGCCCAGAACAUCUCCAUCCUGACUGUGUGCGACACCACCACCGGGGCCUGCAUCACGAGACAUGAAGAAAGCUCCGACCUCUGGCUCUCCAAGCAGAACCAAGAACCCGUGUUCUCCAGAGACGGCAGCAGAUUCUUCCUGACGGUCCCGGUCAAACAAGGAGGGCGAGGAGAGUUCCAUCACAUCGCCAUGUUCACCACGCAGUUCAGAGCCGAUCAGAACGAAGUCCGACAUCUGACUUCAGGGAACUGGGAGGUGACCAAGAUCCUCGCCUACGACGAGAACACUGACAACCUGUAUUUCCUGAGCACAGAAGGUUCUCCACGGGGACGCCAACUGUUCAGCGUUAAGACGGUGGGCCUGUUCCCACGCUGGUGUUUGACGUGCGAGCUGAACAAAGCUCACUGUCAGUACUUCGACGCCGACAUCAGCCCCGCCCACCAGCACAUCGUCCUGCGCUGCAAAGGCCCCGGAGAACCGACCGUCAUCCUACACAGCCUCAAUGACUCAAAUUACUACAUCCUGGAGAACAACUCGGUGCUGAAGGCGGCUCUGAUGCUCAAGCGGAUCCAGAUGACCGACUUCAGAACCGUGCAGAUGGAACAUUUCGAUCUACCCUUGAAGAUCUCGUACCCACCGGACUUCUCCGAGUCCCGUCACUAUGGACUUCUGUUGCUGAUUGACAGCGCCCCCGGUGGUCAGGCUGUGACGGACCGCUUCUCUCUCAGCUGGGACACGGUGCUGGUCAGCUCGGACGACGUCCUGGUGGCCCGUCUGGACGGCCGGGGCAGCGGCUUCCAGGGUCAGAGGGUCCUGCACGAGCUCCACCAGAGACUGGGAACUGUGGACGUUCAGGACCAGAUCGCAGCGGUGGAAUUCAUGAUGAAGUUGCCAUAUAUUGAUCGGACACGGAUAGCAGUGUUUGGAAAGGGUUAUGGAGCGUACGUCACACUAAUGAUGCUCAAGUCCACUGACAGCCUCUUCAAAUGUGCGUGUGCCAUGUCACCGGUGACGGACUGGAAGCUCUACGCAUCGGCGUUCUCCGAGAGGUACCUCGGCUUGCCGCUACGGGAUGACAGCAGAUAUGAGUUUUCCAGCGUGCUGCAGAACGUUCAAGCUCUCCGGGAGCAGAAGCUGAUGCUGGUGCACGGCACUGCAGACGCCAACAUCCACUUCCAGCAUACUGCUGAGCUCGUCAAGAACCUUGUGAAAGUUGGAGCAAACUACUCGAUGCAGAUCUACCCGGAUGAGGGCCACUUCCUGUCUCAGCAGAGUCGCCAGCACCUCUACGCCACACUGACCAGCUUCUACAGGGAUUGUCUGAAGGAAGAGCUGCUACCGCUGCCUGAGGAGGAAGAGGAGGAGGAGGAGGAGGAGGAGUAGGCGGGAGGCUUUUUUUUGAGGGCCAGACCUUUGGCAGAGCUUGAAGAAUUUAGCUAAAAAUCCGUCAAGGCCUUUAACGUUUGGACCAAGUAUUUUGCGGGACUUGAACAAUGGGAUCGAGCUGCUCAUGCUCAAGUCUAUGUGUGUGUGUGUGUGUGGCCGUGUGAGAGAGACAGAGAACUCCAGUGUGUGACUGUGCAUAGAUGUGUUGAAAAGAUAACUGAAGGAUACAAACAGUGACACUCGCAUAGGCCGGGACUCAAGGCGGGAACUGCCCUCUAGCAUUGAGUCAUUUCGAUUUCGGGACGCUCCGUCUCUUGGCAAAGCGCACGGAAGACCGGCCUCAAUCUCUUUUGCAGUCAUCCACAAGUGCAUGGUUUUUUCCCCCCACCUCGCUGGCUUCACUCAUUCUGCCCACGUUAGUCCCGUAUGUGGUAGGACUCGGUGGGGGGGGGGGAGGAUCUCACCUCUCCUUUUGGUUGUUGUGUUCUCGCACAAAGGAAAUGCUAGUUAACCGCUAAAGCAAAGCUGAUUCCUGAAUAUGUGCUAUUCCUGCUGAAACACUCCGCCCCUGAAUGAACAACAGUCUUUCUAGGUCACACUUUAUCGUGCAGAGGGUCUCGUGUAGACAUGGACACGGCCUUAUGAGGUUCAAUUUACUGUAAUCGUACUUCAUCCAUCAGCAGUGUCAUGUUAACCGAUGUCCACUCAGGUUCUCGAGACACAGCGUUGCAGUCAGUUUGAUAUCAACAACACUACAUGAGCUGUAUCAUGACUGACUUAUUCAUUCUAUAUGAAGGUCAUGGAUAUUGGCCAUAGUCAUUUUCAGUUUGAGGAACACACGUCAUUAAAUCUUUUUUUUCCUCGUAACAUUCUCUCAUAGAUUCAUCUAAGAUUAAAGAGCUUUCUUGAAGUCGA